This is a messenger RNA of Dermatophagoides pteronyssinus (European house dust mite), 6576 nucleotides long. RefSeq names its product histone acetyltransferase 1 (gene Hel89B). The record is from RefSeq and is a predicted model, not a curated record. Gene Ontology annotation, molecular function: ATP hydrolysis activity; ATP binding; TBP-class protein binding. Lineage: Eukaryota; Metazoa; Arthropoda; Arachnida; Sarcoptiformes; Pyroglyphidae.
CCAUCAUUAUUAUUAUAAUUUGUGACAAGAAUCAAUCAAUAAAGUCAUCAAUCUUCCAACUUCAGCUGAUGAUUAUGAUGACAAAAGAAUUUUAAAUCAUUAUUUGUGUAUAUGUCGUAAGAAGAACUAGAAGAAACCAUAACAACUCGAUUGAUCGAUAAUUUUUGGACUGAAAUUAUUGUUUUUUUUCUUAAAUAACAACCAACAACAACGACAAAAAUAAUUAGAAAUUUCGAAUUCGAGUUGGCCGUUCUGUUCUGUUGUUGGUUUUUAUUUCAAAAAACAAACAAAAAAGAAAGGAAAAUUCAUGUGAUACGGUUGGCGACAAAGUUGGUGGUGGUGGGUUAAUGAAAAACAAAAAAAAACAACAACAACAACAAAAAUUCUCAUUUCAAAAAACAAAAAAUUCAUUUGUGAUAUAUAAGAAACAUCAAGAGAGAGAGAAAACCAAGGAAAACGAAAAAGAAUGGCAUCACGUUUAGAUCGAUUAUUUUUAUUACUUGAUAAUGGUUCAACACCUUUAACGCGAAAAGCAGCUGCAUUACAAUUGGGUGAAGUACAAAAACUACAUCCACAUGAAUUGAAUACUUUAUUGAUAAAAGUACGACAAUAUUUGCAUUCAUCAUCAUGGGAAACACGUAUUGCAGCAAGUCAAGCUGUCGAAGCUAUCAUUUCGAAUGUACCGGAUUGGUUUCCAAAUGGAUCAUCAUCAUCCAAUGAUAAUAAUGGUGGUGAUGAACAACAACAGCAAAAUAAUGGUGAUGAUAAUGAUGAAUGUCGUAUGCGUUUCGAUCGUUAUGAUAUUCAAACAGUUAUUAAAUGUGGCCAUAAUUUACUUGCAUCCGAAGGAAAAGAUUUUGAUGGUACAAUGACCAAUGAUAAUUCUUCCAAUGUUAAUACAAAUAUUGAUGAUACUACUACAUUAGAUUCACGUGAAAAAAUUGCUCAAAUGCGUCAAUCAUUGAAUCAAAAAUUGGGUUUAAGUUUUGCCGAAAAAAUUGGUUUAAAAAUGGAUUUUAUUUCGAAUGCUGAUCUUAUGCAAUCUACUAUCGACGAAUCAUCAAAACAAUCGAUAUUGAAAGAAAAUGUAAAACUUGAACAAAUUAUACCGAAGGCACGUGGGCCAAUUGUCAAACGUAAAACAACCGCAUCCAAUGUCAAAAAUGAAGAUUCAAAUGAUGAUGAUUCAUCAGUGGUGGUCGGGAAAAAAAUUAAACUUGAAUCGAAUGAUGAUGGUGAUGGUGAAAUUCCAAAUGAUGAUGAUGUUAACAAUAUAUUUGAUGGAAAUGAAUGGCCAUUAUCAUGGUUUAGUGAUGAAUUAAUGUCCGAUUUAUUUAAUGCACAAUGGGAAAUAAGACAUGGUGCUGCAAUUGGUUUAAGAGAAAUUGUUAAAUUACAAGGACGUUGUGGUGGUCGUCAACGAAAUGCAUUAACAAUUAAACAAGAUUUACUUAAUCAACAAUGGUUAGAAGAUUUAUCAUUAAGAUUAUUAUCGGUAUUAGCAUUGGAUAGAUUUGGUGAUUUUUUAAGUGAUCAAGUUGUUGCACCUGUACGUGAAACAUGUGCACAAGUACUUGGUAUGAUUAUAAAAUUAUUAACAAAAAAUGGUGUUCAUAAUGUAUUAGAUAUUUUAUUACAAUUAUUACAAUGUAAUGAAUGGGAAGCACGUCAUGGUGGUAUGCUUGGUUUAAAAUAUCUAUUAGCCAUUAGACAAGAUAUGAUUGAACAAUUAUUACCAAAAGUAUUUGAACCAAUUUUUACUGGUCUUAAAGAUUGUGAAGAUGAUGUAUCAGCAGUUGCUGCUGCAGCAUUAGUACCAAUAAAAGAUCAAUUAAUGUAUUUAAUGCCGGAAAAAGUACCAUUAGUUAUUGAAUUUUUAUGGGAAUCAUUAUUAGUAUUGGAUGAUUUAUCAUCAUCAACUGGUGAUUUAUUAAUGUUAUUAUCAUCAUUAUUAACAUUUAAAGGUCUUUCGGAAACAUCGAAUAAUGGUGAUGAUAAUCAACAUCAACAACAACAACAAUUAUCAAUAUUAAUACCAAGAUUAUGGCCAUUUUUAUCACAUUCAUUAAGUUCAGUAAGACGUUCAGUAUUGGAAUCAUUAUUAAUAUUAAGUGAAAAAAAUUCAAAUGAAUGGUUAAAUUAUUCAUCGCUAUUAUCGGAUGCAUUACGUUUAUUAUAUCAACGGUCAUUGAUUGAAAAUCAUACAAUAAUAUUAGAUCUUUUAUAUAAAGUAUGGUUAAAUUUAAUAUCAAAAACAAAUUAUCAAUGUUUAAUUGAAUCAACCAGGAAUUAUGUAACUGGUUGGAUUUGUUUAAUGAUGCAACCACAAAAAAUACCAAUAGAUAUUUUAAAUACACCAGUUUGGUUAGAAAUUAAACAUAUUUCACAUCCAUUAUCAUCAUCAUUAUCGCAUCUGAAGAAACAUUCAUCAUUACAACAACAACAACAUUUAUCAUCAACAACAUUACCGGCUGAAAAUUAUUUUAUUGGUGGUACAGAAUCAUUAGGUGAAACAAGUGAAGAACGUGAACGUUGUACAAUACGUGCACGUUAUCAAUGUGCUAGGCUUAUUGGUGCUUUAGCUUAUUAUUUGACUGAAGAAAAUGAAAGUCAAACAUUAUCAUCAUUAUCAUCAUCAUUGAAUGGUACAGAAUCUUCUCAAACAGCAACAAUUGUACAGGAUCCACUUGAUAGUUUUGCCUGUUUGUUAUUGGUUCAUUUGAAUACCAAAUCAGCCAUACAACGAAUGUGUAGUGCAUGGGUUAUAAAAGAAUGGGCAAUAGCAAAAAUUCAACGAAAAGGUGAACAACAACCACCUUGGAUAAUCAAUGAUAAUGAUAAUAAUGAUCAAAAAACUAUCGAAUCACCACCGCCAUCAUUACAAUUACAUAAAAGAUUAGCAAAUCGUUGUAUUGAAUCAUUAGAAGAGCAGAUAUUUUUUGAUGAAAUAUCUGCAUAUGUUAGUCGUGUACAAUAUAAUUUUCGUGAUCUAUUAACAACAUUACGUACGAAUAAAAUUGAAUUCAAUGAUCAAGAAUUGGUGGGGAAAAAUGUUUAUACUUUUGUACAGAUAAAUUCGGUUAUUGAUAAUUUAAAAAAUCAUCAAUUAAUUGAAAUGAAACAAAAAUUGAAUGAAAAUCGAAAACCAAAUCCGAAACUAAAAUCAUUAAUCGAAUGUUUGGAAGAGAAAAUUUCAUUAACAAGACGUACAAUUUUGGAUUUAAAUCAAUUAACAAAUUCGUAUACGAUUGGUGUAAAAUCAUCAUUAGCAACAUCGUUAAUUGAAUGGCGUCAUUUACCUGAUCGUCUUAGUCCAAUUAUAAAACCAGUAAUGGAUUCAAUUAAACAAGAAGAUAAUGAACAAUUGCAACGUGGAUCAGCAUCUAGUCUUGUUAAACUACUUAAUAUAUUCUGUGAACGUACAUAUAGAAAUUCUACACAAUCAACACCAACGGCAAAAAUUAUCAAUAAUUUGAUUACAUAUCUAUGUUCGGAUCGUAAUUUUACACCUGAAGUACGUUCAAUAUUAAAUGAUGAUCAUAAAACAACAAAACAAAAUUCCGAUGCUCAAUAUGGUAUACUUGCAUUGGAAAAUAUGCAAAAAAUUGCUGAACAAAAUUUAACAUUAAGACGUUCAAAUUCAAUGAAUAUGAAAAAUAAUAAUCGAAGUAAUAAUCAAACAAAUGAUGAUUGUAAUGGUGGUAAUAAUAAUAAUAAUAAUGGAACAAUGAAUAUUAAUGAACAACAACAACAACAACAAGAUAAACAAGGUGAAAUACAACGUCGUGGUGCUACAAUUGCAUUAUCAGAAUUAUGUUGUUCGUUUGGUCAAUAUCUACCGAAACAAUUACCAUCAUUAUGGGAAUAUAUUGGAAAAAUAUCAUUGGAUCAACAAUAUCCACCAACAACAUUUGAUGAAAAUGGUUUGAAAUUAUGUCGCGAACUGAUACAAUCAUUACAAGUAUUUGAAAUUAUUGGUCCAUAUUUACAUCCAAAAUUAUAUUCAUUAUUAAAUGGUGCAUAUGAUUUUCUGAGUGAAUGUUUGAAUAAUCCAUUUAUAACCAUAAGGCAUAUGGCUGCACGUUGUUUUGGAAUGUUAUCAUCAAUCAAUCUAAAUGUUACAAUGGAUUUUAUAUUGACAAAAAUUUUAGAUAUGUUAGAAGCAACUGAUUCAGAACUGAAACGACAAGGUGCAGUUGAAACAAUAUAUUUUAUAAUUGAUAAUCUUUCAUUAAAAAUUGUACCAUAUAUUGUAUUAUUAAUUGUACCAAUGUUGGGUAGAAUGUCUGAUCAAACUGAAUCGGUUCGAUUAUUAGCAACACAUUGUUUUGCACAACUUGUACAAUUAAUGCCAUUGGAUAAUGAUCAUCAUCAACAUCAACAGCAACAGAAUUCAAUGAAAAUGAAAAGUAGUAAUAGUGGAACAACAAUCGAUUCUUAUAAAGAAGCAUUAUUAUUAAAUAAUGAAAAUUCACAUUUUUCACAGGAAUUAUUAAAACGUAAAGAAAAUGAAAGACAUUUUCUUGAACAAUUAAUGAAUAUAAAAAAAUUAGAUGAUUAUCAAUUACCAAUCAAAGUAAAAGCAGAAUUAAGACAAUAUCAACAAGAUGGUGUUAAUUGGUUAGCAUUUUUAAAUAAAUAUAAAUUACAUGGUAUUGUUGCUGAUGAAAUGGGACUGGGUAAAACAUUACAAGCAAUUUGUAUAUUAGCCUCGGAUCAUUACUAUAUGCGAAAACGUUUUUUUAAUAAUGAAUCAAAAAAUAAACCAUUACUUUCGUUGGUUAUUUGUCCACCAACAUUAACUGGUCAUUGGAUGUAUGAAGUUGAAAAAUUUAUUGAUGAAAAGUAUUUAUCACCAAUUAUGUAUUAUGGACCACCAUUUGAACGAUCAAAAAUUAAACAACAAAUUAUACGUGCACAAUAUUUGAUUGCCACCGAAACAACAAAAAAUCAUUAUCAUAAUUUAAUAAUUGCAUCAUAUGAUCUUGUUCGUAAUGAUAUUGAAUUUUUUUCAUCGAUCAAUUGGAAUUAUUGUAUAUUGGAUGAAGGACAUGUUAUUAAAAAUGGUAAAACAAAAUUAGCACGUUCAAUAAAAACAUUACGUGCAAAUCAUCGUUUAAUUUUGACUGGAACACCAAUACAGAAUAAUGUUUUAGAAUUAUGGUCAUUAUUUGAUUUUCUAAUGCCCGGUUUUCUUGGUACUGAAAGACAAUUUAUGUCACGUUAUUCAAAACCAAUAUUAGCAUCAAGAGAUGCAAAAAGUUCAUCAAAAGAACAAGAAGCCGGUGUAUUAGCAAUGGAAUCAUUACAUAGACAAGUAUUACCAUUUAUUCUAAGACGAAUGAAAGAAGAUGUUUUAAAAGAUUUACCACCAAAAAUAAUGCAAGAUUAUUAUUGUGAAUUAAGUCCAUUACAAUCACAAUUAUAUGAAGAUUUUUAUAAAAGUCGUGCUAGACAAACAAUUAAAGAUGAUUUAGUUAAUGAUUUAUCAUCGACAUCAUCAUCAAAAAUGGCCAAAGAUGUUGAAUCACCACCAUCAACGGUAGAUAUACCAAAAUCACAUAUAUUUCAAUCAUUACAAUAUUUACGUAAAGUUUGUAAUCAUCCAAAAUUGGUAUUAACCUCGACACAUCCAAAUUAUAAUAAAAUUAUGUCCAAAUUAAAAGCUGAAAAUACAACAUUAUCCGAUAUAAAUCAUGCAGCCAAAUUGAUUGCAUUAAAACAAUUAUUACAAGAUUGUGGUAUUGGUGUUUCACAGACCAGUGGUCAAGAUCAAACUGCAGCCGAACCAGUUGUUAAUCAACAUCGUGCAUUAAUAUUUUGUCAAUUAAAAAGUAUGUUAGAUAUUGUGGAAAAAGAUUUAUUAAAAAUACAUAUGCCAUCGGUUACAUAUUUGCGAUUGGAUGGUGAUGUACCGGCUGCAUCAAGAUAUUCGGUUAUACAUCGUUUUAAUAAUGAUCCUUCUAUCGAUGUUUUAUUAUUGACCAUUCAGGUUGGUGGUCUUGGAUUAAAUUUAACCGGUGCCGAUACAGUUAUUUUUGUUGAACAUGAUUGGAAUCCAAUGAAAGAUCUACAGGCAAUGGAUCGUGCACAUCGUAUUGGACAGAAAAAAGUUGUCAAUGUUUAUCGAUUAAUUACAACCGGUACAUUGGAAGAGAAAAUAAUGGGUUUACAAAAAUUUAAAUUAACAAUAGCAAAUACGGUUAUAUCGAAUGAAAAUUCAAGUCUUGAUUCAAUGGCAACCGAUCAAUUAUUGGAUUUAUUUGAAUUAAAAACCGGUAAUGAACGAAAAGAAAAUACCAUUAGCAGUAAUGGAAUGUCGUCAACAGAUCAAUCAUAUUCUGCCUCUGCAACUGGAUCCGUAUCAAUGAAAAUGAUGUUGGAAACAUUACCCGAAUUAUGGGAUACACAACAAUAUGAAAAUGAAUAUGAUUUGAAUAAUUUUCUACAAUCAUUAUCGAAUUUUUCUACCUGAACAACCAACCAACAAAACAUUUUUUAUGUGUGUAUAAAAAAUCACCACUAUUUAUCAUUCAUCCAUCCAUCCAUCCAUCAUCGAAUACUCAAUUUUUUUUU